AUGCGUCUCAGCUCCCUUUCCACUUUUCUCGUCGCUGUUGUCGGUGUCUUGGGUCAGCAUGAGAAGCCUAGACAUUAUCAUAGAGAUGGCAAGUUUGAAAUCUCUUGCGGCAACCGCGGUGGAAUCCACGGUGGGAUGAAAGCCGUUGCCUACUUCGGCAACUGGGAUAUCUACGGAGCCAAAUACUUCAUCACCGAUGUUCCAGCAGAGAACUUGACCCAUCUUGUCUAUGCUUUCGCCAACGUCAACGCUACUACUGGCAGCGUUAUAUUGAGUGACACUUGGGCCGAUCUCCAGUAUGCGUACCCUGGAGAUAAUACCACUACACCGGGAGAGAAUGUAUAUGGGAAUAUCAAGCAGAUGUUCCUGUUGAAGAAGAAGCACCGCCAUCUCAAAACUAUGCUCUCCAUCGAUCUCGGCUUCGAUGGAAUUGAUAUCGACUAUGAGUACGUCGCAGAUCACAGUCAAGCGGCUCAGAUGGUGGAUUUGCUCAAGCGUCUGCGCCAGAGUCUGGACCAAUUAGCGGAGAAGACCGCCGCUACAUCCCCAUUCCAGAUCAGCUAUGCCUCUCCAGCGGACAAGGACAAGGCUGUCAUGUUAGACCUCACUAGCAUGACCCCGUAUCUCGAUUUCUACACUGUUAUGGCUUUGGACUACAUGGGACCCGGAUUCAGCAAUUACUCUGGCUGCUUGUCAAACUUGUUCCCGGAUGUCCGCAAUCCACGUGCAACUGAUUAUGAUACAAACUCGAGCCUUGAGUUUUACAUGUUUAACGGUCAUGUUCCACCCAACAAGCUCGUUUUGGAGAACCCGCUGUACGGUCGUGUCUUCAAUGGCACUAAUGGCGUGGGGGAUAAGUUCUCCAAUGGCGGCACACAGGGCAGUCUUGGUACCGCAGGGCUUUGGAAUUACAACGCACUUCCCCUACCAGGAUUCAACGCUAAGGUUGUCAACAUUCCUCGUGUUGGUGGAAGCUACAGCUACGACGCCAAGCAGAAAUACCUGGUUAGCUAUGAUACUCCUGAGAUAGCUGCCCUGAAGGCUGAGUAUGUUCAGUGUUUGGGUCUUGCUGGCACCGCCUGGUGGGAAGUUAGCAUGGACCGAAACGAUACUCUGAGUCUCAUCGGCACCACUGUCUCUCUGUUUGGAGGCGCUGGCUCUUUGGAUCAGUCUCUUAACAACUUGAACUAUCCCACCAGCACAUAUGUUAAUCUGAAGGAUGGCUUCUCUGGCAAUUAA
This is a messenger RNA of Penicillium canescens, 1239 nucleotides long. Its product is annotated as Endochitinase B1. Gene Ontology annotation, molecular function: chitin binding; chitinase activity. The transcript is spliced from 4 exons. The record is from RefSeq and is a predicted model, not a curated record. Lineage: Eukaryota; Fungi; Ascomycota; Eurotiomycetes; Eurotiales; Aspergillaceae. Gene Ontology annotation, biological process: carbohydrate metabolic process; chitin catabolic process. Gene Ontology annotation, cellular component: extracellular region. The coding region runs from base 1 to 1239 and encodes 412 amino acids.